Messenger RNA from Dermacentor andersoni, 1029 nucleotides. The record is from RefSeq and is a predicted model, not a curated record. Lineage: Eukaryota; Metazoa; Arthropoda; Arachnida; Ixodida; Ixodidae.
AUGCUCAUGGAGAAGGCCAAAUGGUUUGCUGUGGUCUUCGGAGAAGAAAGCUUCACUGGUGGCACUGGUUCGCAGCAGCGAUUUAAGAGUCGCUACAGCAUCGUCGGAAAUACCCUUUCGGGCGAAAGCGAGGCGACUAGCACAAGUCACAUAGAGAAGUGGCUGUCCGAGGAGUGGCCAACUAUUCCCGACAGCUUUUCGCCGUCGCAGAUAUUCAACGCAGAUGAGAGGGCACUGUUUUGGCAAAUGCUGCCAAACAAGUCUCUGCAUCUGAAAAGCACUGCAUGCCAUGGUGGAAAGAACCGCAAAGUUCGCGUAUCGAUUUUGCUUGCUGCAAAUAUGGAUGGGUCAUGCAAACUACGGCCGUUUGUUAUCGGAAAGAGCAGGUCACCACGCUGCUUUAAGAACGAGAAAGGCCUCCCGGUUCGAUACGCGUCCAAUAAGAAAGCUUGGAUUACACACGACUUUUUCGUUGAGUGGCUACAGGCGUGGGAUGCCGAACUGGAGAAGUCUGGUCGCAAAGUUUGUAUUCUUGACAACUGUUCGGCCCAUCAUGUUGUCUGCCCAUUAAAGCAGAUCCCCCUCAAGUUUCUGCCGCCAAACCCAAUGGAAAAACUUCAGCGUCUCGACCAAGGCAUUGUGAAAGCGUUUAAGGUUGGAUACAGACGACGACUGGUGCAGAGGCUCCUAAUCAACCUUCGAUUAGGAAUCGAACUCAAGGUGGACCUCCUCGGAGCCAUUCAAAUGCUGGCUGGUGCUUGGAACGACGUGAAGAAAAGCACAAUUGUGAACUGCUUCCGCAAAACAGACUUUGUGGUAGCUGCAGACGAUGGAUGUCUUGACAGUGAAGACGAUGACUCUGGAUGCCUGGACAGCGAAUUUCGUGAGCUCUCGGAAUUCCCAGGCGCCAUCCCAGGCAGCGUUACAGCACGCAACUUCGUCAGCACUGACGACGGCGUGCAAGCUGUAGCGGAUCGCGCUGAUGCGGAGAUUGUGGCUGACACAUGGGUGACGAGGACGCAGACUUGA